Molecule: messenger RNA, 788 nt
Organism: Mangifera indica (mango)
Lineage: Eukaryota; Viridiplantae; Streptophyta; Magnoliopsida; Sapindales; Anacardiaceae
Product: ethylene-responsive transcription factor ERF017-like
Exons: 1
Coding region: 66-692 (208 amino acids)
Biological process (GO): regulation of DNA-templated transcription
Molecular function (GO): DNA binding; DNA-binding transcription factor activity
Source: RefSeq, a predicted model, not a curated record
UAUUUUGUUGAGCACCACAGCCGCCAUUGUUGCUAUCAGUGUCAAUUUUGAUGCUUCCUUAGCAUAUGGUGAAGCCCACCGCUGAGUCCAUGGCCGAAGCGUCAUCAUCGACUAGUCAUGAGCCAAAAUACAAGGGUGUUCGUAAGCGAAAAUGGGGGAAAUGGGUGUCGGAGAUUCGGCUUCCCAACAGCCGUGAACGUAUUUGGUUAGGUUCAUACGAGUCACCCGAGAAGGCUGCGCGUGCAUUCGACGCAGCUUUGUUGUGUUUACGAGGUGCCACUGCUAAAUUCAACUUCCCCGACAACCCACCGGAUAUUAACAUAACCGGACCAGGAGGACGACCGCUUCAUCCACAAGAGAUUCAAAUGGUUGCCGCAAAAUACGCCAACGAAGAGCAAGAGCGGCCCAGAGCUUCAUUGGAGUACAAUGUAUCAUCAUCAGAGGAGGCGGUGGUGCCCGUGAACGAGGACAGUAACAGUUGUGAUAAAUCGACCAUAGAUUGGUCGUUUUGGAGUACGUUGGACAGCCAUGAGCGAGCUGUUGCAUCUGAUUUUGGGCUUUAUUCUGGGGUUGACAUUGCCAUGGAUAUGAAUGUAGAUGAACUGUAUCCUCCACCAACACCCAUGGUUGAUGAGAACGGGGAAGAUCAUCACAACGUCUAUUCUCACUCUUCAUUUCUGUGGAACUUCUAAAUUAUGGAGGUUUCUAUUUUAAAAGGCUUAUCAGGAUAGUUCGGCUCAUUUGUGCUGUCCAUAUCACUAAUUAUUUUUUAAAAUUUUUUCUUUCCA